AAUUUCAGUGUCAUUUCAAGUGGGACUUUCAUAGAUUCUGUCCUCGUGCUCUUCAAGUGUAAACGUUAUGAGAGAUAAAAGUUUUAGAAUGCCAAUACUUUUUAUUCAGUGUUUAGUCAGUAUCAACAUUUCUUUGCAGUACAUACGUUGCGAGUACACGAGAUAAUACUUACUAAUACUAUAUUUUUUCAAAAUGGCUUUUCUUGUAUUCAAUAGUGGACAAUGUUUAGCAGCGAUUUCAGCAUCACUUUUCAUGAUGGUGUGCGGCAGCUGUUUUGUGUGGUACCAGCAGGCGUCUCCCAAGCUGUUAGUUCCCGAUCCCAUAGUCCUGAUGACUCAGAUCAAAAUGACGUGGACGCUGUCAGUGCUCGAGUUCGGAGUGCUGCUGUCACCGUUCCUGGCCGGCAUGAUCACCGACUGCUGGGGCAGGAAGACAGCUCUCCUAUUCGCCACUCCGGCGCUGGUCGGCAGCUGGAUCAUAACAAUGUUCCGCAAAAACAACAUCAACGCUUUCUAUUCCCUACGAAUUCUACUCGGCUACGCUCUCAACUUCAUCUACACAGUUUCCCCAAUCUAUCUAUCAGAAAUAGCAACACCCAAUCAUCGAGGUAAGGUGUGUGGCUUGAUGCACCUCAUGUGGAACUUUGGUUACCUCAGUGAAUGUCUAGUCAAACCUCUCUUGAAAGCUGUCGACAAUAUGCAUCUGAAUCUCAUUUUAACAAUACUCGUGUUCUUUGUCUACUUGGCUCAGCCGGAGUCACCCUACUAUCUGAUCAUGGUGAGGAAGUGCAAUCAGCAGGCUUUUGAAGCGCUCAAGAGACUGCGACCGACACAAACCGACGAGGCAACUGUGGAAGAGCUGGCUCAAAUCGGAAAUGGGUUCGAAUCGGAGAAUAGCAAUCAAGCCUCGUGGUGGAGUCUGGUGGCCACACCAGUUGACCGAAAAAUUCUUAUGAUAACUCAAGUGCUUACAACAGUGAGAUAUGCUAGUGGAACUAUUCUGAUAUCCUAUCUUGGCGAGAAAUUGAUCACUAACAUUCUCAACAUAUCAAAUCCAAUCGACAAUCAUUACCUGUUACUUUUCAAUGGUUUCAUAAUGUUAGUGACAACAACAUCAGUCUUUACUGUGGAUUUUAUAGGCAGAGUCCCUCUUCUAAUAAUAUCUCAAAUCGGUAUAACCGCGAGUCAUUUAGUUUCAAGUGUGAUUUUUUGGUUACAUGAUCAUUCCAAUACUGACAUAUCAGACAUUUUUCCAGCAACGAGUUUGAUGAUAUAUUUAUCAUUUUUCUCUUUAGGUUUAGGGCCACUCACCCAUGUAAUACAAACCGAACUAUUUCCUUCCCAUAAUCGAGGAUAUGGCUCUGUUAUAACCAUGGUUAACAUGACUCUCACAUGUUUAGUGAGCAAUAGAUUGUUUAUAGUUUUGAACAGUUUGUUUGGGUUGUAUGCGAACUUUAUGUUCUUUACAGUUGUAUCAUUGUUUGGACUGGUAUUCACUUGUUUGUAUCUACCUGAAACAAAGUGUAAAACUUUUACGCAAAUUCGAGCUUGUUUAUCCUUGCCAAAAUUGAGUUGUGAUGAAAACAAAUGCUGAUCUUGUCUGAAAUUAUUCAAAAUUUCAAUAAGAAAAUUUGACUAAAUAACUCAAGACUUUCGCAUUCAAAACCCUCCUACUGAUAGCAAUGUUAUAUUUGCUUAGAAGAUUAGUUUUUCGAUGACUGAUGUAUGGAUCUGUAUUGAAAUGCCAAUACUAAUCAUUGAUUUUGAAAUAACUAGAUAUCAAUUAUUGUGAGAUAUGCUCAUCUUAUGAUUCACCAUCACUUUACUGAGAGUACUUCUAUUAGAAUUUCAAUAGCUUUUAUUUCAUAGCGUAGGCCUACACUCCAUUAUUUCAGGAAUUCCAGAGUGAUAUUGCAAUAACGAACAAGUGUGCUUGAAAAUCAGGAUAAAAAUUGAUUAAUUCUCCUCUAACAAAAAAAUACUUUCCUUGCAUCAAUACUAGAUUAAAGUUGCCUAAUAUCGAAAAAGCUGUUUUCAUGGUAAAGUGAUAGCCACUCAAAAGAGCAUAUAAUUUUAUUUUUGAGAAGAGAUCUGAAAAAGUCUAAUAUCAUAAGUUUAAUAUGUUGUUAUUAAUAUGUUAGUUUAAUAUGUAGUAUUUUAAUAUUAUUAAAAUAUAUGAAAAUGUGGAAUUACUUUGUAUUGUUAUCAAUAAAUAUGUUGUGACUGUAUUAUAUUGUUAGUUGUAGUGCUACCAAGUAAUUAUCUUACUAUGGUUGGUAAAAGACUGUAUUCAAUAAAUUUUAAUAUGAACGUU
This is a messenger RNA of Nilaparvata lugens (brown planthopper), 2314 nucleotides long. Its product is annotated as solute carrier family 2, facilitated glucose transporter member 10-like. Gene Ontology annotation, biological process: transmembrane transport. Gene Ontology annotation, molecular function: transmembrane transporter activity. The coding region runs from base 194 to 1594 and encodes 466 amino acids. The record is from RefSeq and is a predicted model, not a curated record. The transcript has 2 exons. Gene Ontology annotation, cellular component: membrane. Lineage: Eukaryota; Metazoa; Arthropoda; Insecta; Hemiptera; Delphacidae.